Molecule: messenger RNA, 1818 nt
Organism: Alternaria burnsii
Lineage: Eukaryota; Fungi; Ascomycota; Dothideomycetes; Pleosporales; Pleosporaceae
Product: glycoside hydrolase
Exons: 3
Coding region: 1-1818 (605 amino acids)
Biological process (GO): carbohydrate metabolic process; cell wall organization
Cellular component (GO): cell surface; fungal-type cell wall; extracellular region
Molecular function (GO): chitin binding; glucan endo-1,3-beta-D-glucosidase activity; 1,3-beta-glucanosyltransferase activity
Source: RefSeq, a predicted model, not a curated record
AUGCGCGUCUCCUCUACCAUCCUCGCCACAGCCGGUCUUCUGACCUCGGCCAACGCUGCCAUCAAGGGCUUCAACUACGGCGCAAACUUCAACAACAACCAGGCCAAGACGCGCGUCGACUUUGAAUAUGAAUUCAACGCCGCCAAGCAGCUUCCUGGCACCAGUGGAUGGAACAGCGCCCGUCUGUAUACUAUGAUCCAGCACGGCACCCAGACCACUGUCAUCGAGGCUAUCCAGGCUGCUAUCAACACCAAGACCAACCUCCUACUCGGCAUGUGGGCCUCCGCCGGUCAGGCCAACUUCAACAACGAGAUUACUGCUCUCAAGGCCGCCAUUGCCCAGUACGGCACUGCCUUCACCGACCUGGUCGAGGGUAUCUCCGUCGGCAGCGAGGACCUCUACCGUAUCACUCCAACCGGUAUCGAGAACAAGUCUGGCGCCGGUGCUCAGCCCCAGGAGCUCGUCAACUACAUCAAGCAAACCCGUGCUGCUAUCAAGGGUACUCCUCUCGAGGGCAAGCCCAUCGGCCACGUCGACACCUGGACCGUCUACGUCAACGCCACCAACAACCCCGUCAUCGACGCUGUUGACUUCAUCGGCAUGGACGCCUACCCCUACUUCCAGACCACCAUGAACAACAACGUCGGGUCCGGCAGCCAGCUCUUCUUCGACGCCUACCACCAGGUUCAAGCCAAGGGUAAGCCCGUCUGGGUCACCGAGACCGGGUGGCCCGUUAGCGGCGAGACACUCAACCAGGGUGUCCCCAGUGCGGCUAAUGCCCGCAUCUACUGGGAGGAUGUGACCUGCCAGCUCAUCAAGGACAACGUUAACCUGUGGUACUACAUCCUCCAGGAUGUCCAGUACGGCAACCCCGUCCCCUCGUUCGGCAUCAAGCCUGCAGGUGACCUCAUGGCGGUCAAGCCUCUGUUCGACCUUUCUUGCCCUGCAACCUCCGGAGGCUCCACCUCGGCUCCUACCAAGAAGGUUUCUACUGAUGGUACUUGCGGGUCUCAGGGAGGCGCUACUUGCACUGGCUCGACAUUCGGUAACUGCUGCUCGCAGUACGGAUGGUGCGGAAACACUGCCGGACACUGCGGUACCGGUUGUGAGAGCGGAUCCGGUACUUGCAACAAGAAACCUUCAAGUAGCAGCAGUCGUAUUGGGACACCAACAAAUAUUGGGUCAACGCAAGUAGACGCCCCGACAUCCCAGCCCACAGUCGUCACCAUCCCAGUAAUCAGCUUUGAUCGGCCAACUCCAACAAUUCAGAGUUCAAUCUUGAUAUCCUCGCUGGUCUCAUCCACGCCUCUUCAUCUUGAAAGUCUACCGCAACCAAUAUUUACCUCGCUCCAAGAACCAUUCGAGUAUCCGCACCAACUCAUUCCUGUCGACAAGACGGACCCAACUAAAGUCUUUGGCAAUGGAUAUACCGUCCAGCUAUCGCCUACUAUAUCAACAGUCUUCGUCUACGACGUUCGUCCUGAGUUUGCUGGCAAAGCCUGUACGCUAGCUUUACACAUACCGCCGCCCUUCCCCAUGUCAGAAAUGGCACCUGUACAUAUUCGAUCUCCAGGGGGUGUCAGUGUAUCGCGACUCAUCAAUCAGGUUCCCGAUACUGUGUCUAUGCAGAGUAUCGGCAACACUAGUCUCAUUGGUACUGUACCACUUGUUGAAAUGGCGAGUCAGUACAACGUUGCUAGAUUUCCUUGUGAGGCGGGACAGAAGGUGGGGUAUCGGGUUGAUUCUGUGGGCGGGUUCGAGGCGGAUUGGUUCCAGUUGACUUAUCCGGCGUUGGGAUUGUUCUUGCUGGUCAGAUAG